AUGAAAUCAAACUUAGAUACAAUUCAAGACAUUACAACAAUUAAAGGCAAAAUUAUACUUGAUGUUCGUGGUGUAAAAUACACGACAAGUGUUCAUACAUUAACACGUAAGAAAGAUACUUUCUUCACUGCACUCUUCUCAGGACGAUGGGAACUUGAACGAGAUUCAAGUGAUAAUAGUAUCUUCAUUGGUCGUGAUGGACAUUUAUUUAAAUAUAUUCUAUCAUAUUUAAGAACAGAUAAAAUACACAAUAAUGUUAUGACUGAUGAAACACUUCGUCGACGUCUUAUUAUAGAAGCAGACUACUUUUGUUUACAUAAUCUGGUUUUCAUAUUAACAGAACCCGAUCGAAAACGUCAAGAAAAAGAGCGCUUGGCUAUUGAGAAAAGAUUUCCAAAUGGAACAUUACUUCGGCUAGAGCAUAAAGUGAAACUUAAUGAGUUUUAUGGUAAAAUUAAUCAAAAAUGGAAACUAAUAUACAAAGCAACACGUGAUGGAUUUGGUGCUAGUGCAUUUCAUUCAUGUUGUAAUUACAGAGGACCAACAAUGACUAUUAUUCAAUCAAACAAUAACUAUAUAUUUGGAGGUUAUACAAGUAUUUCAUGGACUUCAUCUGGAUGGUAUCGGGAAGAUCAAGCAGCAUUUUUGUUCACAUUAACAAAUCCUCACAAUAUUCCACCUACAAAAUAUAAUAUCAAGCCUGCUCGUGCAGCAUGUGCCGUUUGUCAUGCCAAUACAAUGGGACCUACAUUCGGCUACGGUCCCGACAUGUUUGUAUAUGAUUACAUCAUUGCAAAUAAACCAUUAAAUAUUAUAUCAUCAGAUGAAGAUGCUCAACAUGAACGUAAACUUCAUGGUCUUGCUGAUUGUGUUAAAAAUCCUAAUCGAUUAAUUGUUUUUCAUCGAACAUUAAGAGAAUGA
Adineta steineri is the source of this 921-nucleotide messenger RNA. Lineage: Eukaryota; Metazoa; Rotifera; Eurotatoria; Adinetida; Adinetidae. The record is from the annotation of a GenBank genome assembly.